Molecule: messenger RNA, 2177 nt
Organism: Ailuropoda melanoleuca (giant panda)
Lineage: Eukaryota; Metazoa; Chordata; Mammalia; Carnivora; Ursidae
Product: 60S ribosomal protein L12-like
Exons: 2
Coding region: 1-624 (207 amino acids)
Biological process (GO): translation
Cellular component (GO): ribosome; cytosolic large ribosomal subunit
Molecular function (GO): large ribosomal subunit rRNA binding; structural constituent of ribosome
Source: RefSeq, a predicted model, not a curated record
AUGGAAAGAUUUGCUCAAUUAGUAAUAAAAAGACAAUCCAGCUUGCAGCUUUUGGCUUGGAGUUGGCCAAGGUGCGACUUUCUUUGGCUGUCCUUAACCCAGGUUCAUCUGACACCAGCUGCCUGCACCUUGCUGCCUAAAUUGAACCCCAAUGAAAUCAAAGUCAUAUACCUGAGGUGCACCAGUGGGGAAGUUGGUGCUCUGUCUGCCCAGGCACCCGAGAUUGGCCACCUGAGUCUUUCUUCCAAAAAGUUUGAUGAUGACCUAGCCAAAGCAACUGGUAAUUGGAAGGGUCUGAGGAUUACAGUGAAAAUAACCCUUCAGGACAGACAGGUCCAGAUUGAGGUGGUACUUUCUGCCUCAGCCCUCAUUAUCAAAACCCUCAAGGAACUGCCAAGAUAUAGAAAGAAGCAGAAAAACAUUAGGUAUGAUGGAAAUAUCAGUUUUGAUGAGAUUGUUGACAUUGCUGGACAGAUGGGGCACCUAUCUUUAGUUAGAGAACUCUCUGGAACCAUUAAAGAGAUCCUAGGGGCUGCCAGACUGGGCUGUGAUAUUGAGGGCCGUCACCCUCAUGACAUCAUAGAUGACAUCAGCAGUGGUACAGUGGAAUGCCCAGCUAGUUGAGAACUACAAAGGAAAAGUAUUUCAGUAAACGAUUGAUUAAAAGACACUCCAACAGUAAAAUAGGCAAGAGACUUGAACAGGCACUUUAUAAAAGAGGAUUUCCAAAUGGUCAAGAAACAUGAUAAGUCAUCAGUGAUAUGCGAACUAAAUGAUCAUACACCAAUCAGAAUGGGCCAAAUAAAAAAAAGUAUUAAUAUGACUAAGUAUUGGAGAGGGUACAGAGUGAUAGGAGUGUUCCUUGGUACGAGCAGGAGUGCACAUUUGGUACAACUCCUUUGGAAAAUAAUUUGGCAUUUUCUACCAAGGUUUAUUGUGCAGAUUUCUAUGACUCCACCAUUCCAUUCCUAGGUUUAUAUACAAAAUUAAUGCAUGUGCAUGUGUACCAAGAUAAAGGAACAAAAAUAUUUAUAGCAUCAUUCAUAAUAGUCAAAAACUAGAAAGAAUCCAAAUUCAUCAAUGGUAUAUUGAUAAGUUAUGGAAUAUUCAUGGGAUAUUAUAUAGCAAUGAAAAUGAAUAAACUUACCUACGACAACAUACUUGAGUCUUUCAAACAUAAUGCCAAGUGAAAGAAGCUAGUCUUAAAAUGUUCUGCAUUAUUUCUCUUUAAUAGAGUUCAGGCAGAAUAAAGUAACACUAUUUAGGAAUGCAUAUUUAAAUGGCCCAACUAUAAAGAAAAGCAAGGACAAAACUUGACCCUAAGUUAGGACGAUGGUUAUGGAGGAAAGGAGCAGGUAAUGAUUGGGAGGGUCAUGAAUGGGACUUGUAAAGUGCUAGGAAUGAUCUGUUUCUUGGCCUAGGUAGUAGUUUAUAUAGGUGUUUGCUUUUGAUAAUUUAUUGAGCUGCACAUUUUUGUGUACUUUUCUGUAUGUAAUAUUUCACAAUAUAGAUUUGAAAAGGAAUCAGUGUAUAAUAUAGUUAUGAAGAGUGCUAGCUUUGAACUUGGACUGGCUGAACUCACAUCACUUCUGUUCCUAUUUGCUGGUCAUCUUGGGCAAGUUACUUGGUUUUGCUGAGCCUCAAUUUCUUGAAUGAUAAAAAGGAAGCAACGGUAGUAUCAACUUCAAUGGUUAUGCAAUUGAGUGAGAUUCAGUGAGGAAUCAAAAAGAUGAUGACUACAAAAUGCUUAGAAAGUAACUGACAUAAAGUAAGGAUCACUAAGGAUAACUAGGUGUUGGCUAUAAUAAUGAAGAUGAUCAGAAUGAAGAUAGGAUAUCUAACUACUUUAAGUUCAGAUUUUUGGAUCCAAGCAAAUGCUAUCUAGGUCUUAGAACUCUCCAAUCAAGAGUUAGAACUCUCUAAUCAAGAGUUCUUGAUUACAAGCAAUAGAAACUAAUUUUGGCUGCUUUGAGCAGAAAAUGGAUUAUUGGAAGAAUAUAGGAGGCUCACCACAUUGUUGGAAGGCUGGGGAGUAGGCUGGUCUAGAGGCUAAGCAGCAAGAACAAUUUGGUGAGGGCGUUUCGCUACCGCUAGGUGAAUUCUCUCCCUCCUUUGUGCCACUGCUAUUUCCAGUUCUUUUUUUUUUUUUUAAAGAUUUUAUUUAUUUAUUUGACAGA